AUGACGCCCAAGUCCAGGGUUUGGCGAAAGAAAAGCGAGGGAUUAGAAAUUACGACUAAAGGAUCUAAAGAGCUCCCUGGUGGACGAAAAGUGCACAUAAUGGUCGCUAUUGCUUAUGGGAAACGAGUUGUGCUACGAGUACUGUACACAAAAAUGGACGGUCCAUUUUUUGCACAGUUUAUCAAAGGGCAUUUCCGUAUAGCUUUUGCCCGGACAGGUCCUAAACAAAAAGGAAGGCGUUUAUUCAUAAUGGAUAAUGACCCUUGCCAGACUAGUAAAGUGGCAAUAAAAUCUCUUGAAGAUAUCGAAGCAGAAAUGCAUGUAAUACCUCCACGUUCUCCCGAUCUAAACCCUAUAGAGAACAUGUCCCAUCUUGUGAAAAAUGACUUACAGCGCCAAGCUAUUUGCGAGAAUAUCACGGCUGAAUCAUUCAGCGAAUUUGAAAAAAGAAUUUUAAAUACAUUAGAUAAGACUUCCGUCGACGUAAUAGAUCGCACAAUAGAUAGUAUGUCUGGAAGAAUUUUUGCUGUAAUUAAAUCCGAGGGAUUCCGAAUAAAAUAUUGA
This is a messenger RNA of Paramuricea clavata, 564 nucleotides long. The record is from the annotation of a GenBank genome assembly. Lineage: Eukaryota; Metazoa; Cnidaria; Anthozoa; Malacalcyonacea; Plexauridae.